UCGUCAUAGUCAAUUUCAACUAAUUUCAACUCAACUCAACUCAAUUCAACUCAAUUUAACUCGAUUUAACUCACCUCAACUUAACCUUUGAUAAUCCUGUAUCUCCAAUCAGCCCUGCAACCCACAUAUUCCAUUUUCUGAGCUUCUCUAUACCCUAUUAUGUUCUUUCUACCCGUCCAAUUUGAAGGCUCUCAUACCAUAUAAUGUGCGGGCGCUACUCAUUAGCCUUGCGGCCAGCGCAAGUCCGCCAAAUGCUACAAGACAAUGAUAUGGCCGUAGAUGAGGCACCAGAUGAUGAAGGCGACGGAGCGCCUAGACAAAGUUAUAAUUUUGCUCCCGGCUACCAUGGCAUUGUCUAUCGUGCAAACGUCCCAGAUUGGGGAGCCGGUCCUCGAAGGCAGCACGCCAAUGAUUCUAAUAAUUGCCCAACUACAAGUCACGCCCAAAGUGAGGCCGGAGAUGACGUAUCCAAGUCUCAGCCUACUAGUUAUAAAUUGCAGAGCAUGAAAUGGGGAUUGGUUCCUUUCUGGACCAAGCGCAACCCAGACUACGGUUCGAUGAUGAAAACCAUUAACUGUAGGGACGACUCUCUCGCCCAAAGUGGUGGUAUGUGGAACACCAUGAAAGCAAGAAAGCGAUGUAUCGUCAUUGCGCAGGGGUUCUAUGAGUGGUUGAAGAAAGAGGGAGGCAGAGAAAGGAUACCACAUUUUGUUAAAAGAAAGGAUGGCAAGUUGAUGUGUUUCGCUGGGUUAUGGGAUGUGGUGCAAUAUGAGAAUGAUGAGCAGAAGCAUUACACAUACACGAUCAUCACCACCAGCUCAAACAAACAACUUAACUUCCUCCAUGAUCGCAUGCCGGUCAUCUUGGAAAAUGGGUCUGAAGACAUACGCAUGUGGUUAGAUCCUAAACGUCAUGAAUGGUCAAAAGAGUUACAGAGCCUGUUAAAACCUUUCGAGGGAGAAUUAGACGUGUACCCAGUCAGCAAGGACGUCGGCAAAGUGGGCAACAACUCGCCUACAUUCAUCGUUCCCGUCGAUAGUAAAGAGAACAAGUCCAAUAUAGCAAAUUUCUUUGCUAAGGGCGCUGCGCAGAAAGGUGUAAAGAAGGAGCAACCAGAUAUUGAAGUCAAGAAGGAAGAAGGAUUCACCACCGAAGAUUCGACUGAAACGAAAGAAGAAAGUAAAUUUGCAGUGGGCAUCAAGAGAGAAGCUGAGGAUAUGCCCGCUGAUGAGGAACCUCCGAAGAAGCUACCUACUACGACGACGAGAUACCCUUCUGGAGCACCAAACAAACCGUCUUCGCCACAGAAGGGAGGGAGGCAAAGCAUUAGCGCUACUAGCAAUCGGACCAAGAGCCCAAAUAAGACGAAACAGCCCGGCACGCAGAAGAUAACCAAAUUCUUCGCGAAUAGUUCUUGAUAAGCUGCUUCAGCAAUUAUGAUGCAUAACUCGCGAGUAGUAGUACACCAGCAAACUUUCAUCUCAAGAUCAACCUCAAUUUUGAACUUGUCAAAGUAGCGUCAAAGUAGCUUGUGCUCACACAUCGGGCGCAUAGUUUUGCUAGCGAAUGGAGAGAGUAGGAUUGCUUGGAGAAAAUGAAUAAUAAGCAAACGAGAAGAUACCAGACUCAGAAUGAUAUUCUGUUACCAUUGGAUAUUUUGGUAGAGCUCCAUCUAUCUCAGAGUUUAAGUGACCACUACUCACGUAGAAGCCGAUGCUAUUAAGAUUUCUCGCGUCCUAUACAUUGGCGGUAACUCAAGUUUGAUUGACUAUAUAAACGCUCACUACCUGAUUGGAC
Messenger RNA from Annulohypoxylon truncatum, 1797 nucleotides. RefSeq names its product DUF159-domain-containing protein. The record is from RefSeq and is a predicted model, not a curated record. The coding region runs from base 204 to 1418 and encodes 404 amino acids. The transcript is spliced from 3 exons. Lineage: Eukaryota; Fungi; Ascomycota; Sordariomycetes; Xylariales; Hypoxylaceae. Gene Ontology annotation, molecular function: single-stranded DNA binding. Gene Ontology annotation, biological process: DNA damage response.